Molecule: messenger RNA, 4440 nt
Organism: Plasmodium vinckei vinckei
Lineage: Eukaryota; Apicomplexa; Aconoidasida; Haemosporida; Plasmodiidae
Product: conserved Plasmodium protein, unknown function
Exons: 1
Coding region: 1-4440 (1479 amino acids)
Source: RefSeq, a predicted model, not a curated record
AUGAAUUCCAAGAGUAUUGAAAUUCUAAAUUUAAUAGAAGAAAAAUCCUUUAAAAAAUGUGAAAAAUUAAUUAGUGUAGGAUUAAAAGGAAAAAAAAAUGUCAAGCUAUAUUUGAUUUUAAAAUGUUUGCUUCAUUCAUAUCUUAAUGAAAUAAAAGAAUGUAAGGAAGGACUAAAUGAAAUAAGUCUAGAGGAUUAUGACAGAAAUAUGUUUUAUAUAUUAGGAAAAAUAUAUAAAAAUAUAAAUCAGGAAAGUAAAUUCAUAGAUAUGUAUGAACAAAAAAUAAAAGCACUUGAAAAUAGUAAAAAUAAUAUUACUUCUAAUAAACCAGGACAAAAUUUAAAAGUUGUAGCAACAAAAAUUGAAAUCGAACAAAUAUUAGCAUCACUUUUUGAAUAUUGUAUAAAUAAUGGCUUUUUUAAAAAAAGUACUAAUAUGUCUUUGAAGCUAUAUAAAGCAACUAAUGAUACAACAUAUUUAUUAUAUAACUGUUAUUUACUAUAUCUUAAUAACAAUAAUAAUAAUACACAAAUAUAUAAUUUGUCUUUAAACUUUUUGAAAAAUUAUAAUUGUUAUAAUUAUAAUAAAAUAACACAAAAUUUUUCUUUUUUUUUAAUCCUUUAUUUUUUAAACAUCAAAAUGAGAAAUUACGAUGAAUGCAUUAAAAUUCUGGAAUAUACAAAAUCAAAUAAUUUUUUUUUAAAUACAUUGCAAUAUCAAGUGUAUAAAUUAUAUAUAUUUUUUAUUAGUGAACAAUUGGAAAACUGCCUAUCUAUUUUGACAGAAUUAAUAAAAAAUGAUUUUCCAGAAAAUACAGAUUAUUACACACUCUACAUGGACAUUAUAAUUUAUCUCCUUAACAUAAAAAGGGAUAAUGCUGAAAAUUAUAUGCUUGAAGAUGUUUUAAAAUUAUAUAAAAACGAUUUGAUGUAUUUAGAAUUUUUUAAGAAAUGCAUGAUAAAUGUUUAUAUAAGCAAGUUGAAAACAUUUCCAAAAAAUAUUAACACCUUUUGGGACAUAAUAUUUGAAGAGAAAAAAAUGUAUUAUAUUUCUAACGACAUAUAUGUAGAGAUACUAAAAUAUGUUCUUUCAUUUGAUAACCUAAUUGUAUUAGACAAUAAUAAUGAGCAAUCAAGUGACAAAAUAACCCCUCUUGAUUUAAUAAAAAACAAACUCGAAAAUGAUAUUAAUAAUUAUAAAAAUAAUAAUUUUUUAAAAAAUAUUUACGAAGAAUGUAAUGUAAAAAUAUAUAUGUAUAUCCUUUUUUUAUUCAUAUUAAAAGAGAGCAAUAAUUACAGCUUGUUUUAUAAUAUUAAAAAUUAUAUCAGCCUUUUAAAUGAUAAAAUGAUAAUUAUAUUAGUCAUAUAUUUUAAAAUUAUUCUUAAAAAUUUAUAUAAAUUAUUAAAUAUAGAAUAUCAAAAUUUUAAAUUAAAUUUAGCUCAAAACGAUAAUCCCAUUGAAGUCACAAAAAAUAAAAAAAUUAUUUUACAAUAUAUUAGACAAAUAUACAAUUUUGAAAAGCUACUUUAUCUCCUAUAUAAACAAAAUGUGUGUCAAUCUUUUACUAGACUAUUUUCAUUAUUCAUUCAUUUCUUUUCCGAUUCAAAUUUAAAAAAUUCUCAUGAAAAUAUAAUACAUGUUACUGACGAUAAUGUUAUUUGUUUGCUAGUCGAAAUGGCCCUCUUCUUAGAUAAGCAAGAAUUUUUAGCUUGUCAAGAAAAUUUCCAAAAAUCACAGAAAAUGGAAAAUGUUACACCCAAUGAAAAAACUUAUGAAGAUCCCUUUUUUUGCUCAAAAGAAAUUGAAAAAAAAAUAGACUUAAAAGGAUUUAAAAAUUUAUAUGAAUAUAUAGAAAAUAUAAUACCUUUGUCUGAUGAUUUUUUAUGUUACCCUGAUUUGAAUAAUAUGACCAAAAAAAAUGACGAACAUGUUGUUAGUGUAAAUUUUGACUGUGCUCAUAAUAAUCAGUGUAAUGAUGAAAAAUGCAAAAAAAAUAUCAAAUUAAUAAAUAGGAAAUAUUAUAUUAUAGCAUUAAGCUUGUUAAAAUAUGGAUAUAAUUAUCAUCAAAAUAUAAUAAAAUUAGAAAAUGAAAAGAAAAAAAUUAAACGUAUUAUAAAUAAUGAAUAUAUUAAUGUAAUAAUAUUACUAAUCUAUUUAAAUAUUGUAAUUGGAAACUUUUCAAAUUAUACUGAAUUAAUUGAUAAGUUAAAUAUAAAAAAUAUACAACUAAUAACAUAUUUACCAAUAUUAUUCAUACAUUCAUAUAAUUAUUCAUAUUAUUCUAAAUUUAGUAAUAACAUAAAGUUAGCAAUCAGUUAUUAUAAUGUUCAACAAAAUACUUUAAAAAAUUCAAUCACAAAAUGCUUUAAAAAUAAUUCAUUUUAUAAAAUUAAUGAAAUUAUUAAUUCAAAUCUUUUAAACUCAUCAAAUAUAUUUUUAUAUUUUUUAAAAUUGAUAUACGCAUUUAAAACUCAAAUGGAGGCAACCAAAACAGCAGGAUAUACUAAUCUAUAUGGCAAAUUAAAAUAUAACUAUUUAUUAAAUGAUUUCAAAACAAAAUUUUCAUGUACUAAUAAAGAAUUUGGAUCAUCUACAAGCAACAAUAGCAAUACUACUAAAAAUGCAAAAGAUAUAAAAGAUAACACAGUUUCUAAAAUGAAUAGUCAGGAAAUUAUCAACAAUAAGACACCUACUUUAGAUACAAAUCAAAAUACAAAAAGAGAAAAUAUUUCUGAACAAAUUGAAAACAAAAAAGAAAACUUAAAAUGUAAUACUUUUAAAGAUGAUGAUCAAAUAAAAAAUAAUUUCAUAAUUUUUUUAAAAAAUUUUAAUCAAGACCUUUUUGAUGAGGAUAAUAUAGUUGUACAUAAAAUUUUAUAUAAAAAUUUGCUAUUAGAUAAAUACAACUUUUUAAUAAUAGAUAAUCAAACAAUUUUAAUUAAAUAUAAUAUCCCGUCUUUUUUAUUAACUGUUUAUAAAAAUUAUGAUACAUUUUUUUACAACCAUAUUUUAUAUGAAUCAUUAAGCCAAUUAAAUGAAUUAAAAUUUUUAAAAGAAAUAAAAAUUUUAAAUAAUUUAGAAGCAAACAAUGUAUAUAUGAUACAAGAUAUAAAAACUAUAUACCCAAUGAUUAUUUUACAAAAUUUUUAUAGCAUAAAGGGUAGUAUAUAUAUAACUAGCCAUGAACAAAAUUUAAUAAACUCAAAAAAUUUUAGGGACAUACUUGUUAGCUCAAAUAGUAUUAGCAGAGAAAAAUAUGACGAUCAAAAUUUGAUGGAUGUCCCUUUUGAGACAAUACAAAAAAAAGCUAGUUAUGAUACUAUUCAUAAUGAUAUUAAUUUUUUUGUUUCUAAUAAUACAUAUGUGUCAUUUGAUAAACAAAAUUCAAAUUAUAAAAACAAAUACAUUUUUAAUAAUACAACAAAUUAUGAAAAUUAUUUUGGAAAAAAUGAUGAAUCCUCAAAAAAAAACUAUUCAUCAGUAUCUCCUUUCACUACUUGUCUAACUGAAUUAUUUAAUUAUCCUCUUCAAAAUUUGUAUCUAAAUUCAACAAUUUUAAAUACAGUUAUGUACAUAUUUCAUAAAUCAUUUUAUUUCUAUUCUUUUGAUAAUAAUAAAAAAAAUAAAGCAAUUCGAAAAACCAAAACUGCCUUUUUAUAUCUCGUAUAUAUUGUUCAUUACUAUGAAUUAACAGACCCUGUCCAAACUACAGAAAAUUCCACAUCAAAUAAGAAUGCCACUAAUUGCUGUUAUGGGGAAUUCCUUUUAGAUGAUGAUACUGUCAAAUCAUGUUUAGAAACAUCAAUAGAUUUUAAUAAUUUUAGAGAGAAAUUAAGAACACAUUUUUUUAAAAAUUAUGAACUAAUGGAAACAGCCUAUCAUAGUGAUAUAUAUAAUACAAGUGCGAUACUAUUUUAUAAAUCCUUACUAUUAAAUAUAAGCAUGUAUAUAAAUAUAUUAGAAAAUAAGGAUAUAAAGAAAUAUAUUAAUAAAAUUCAAUUUUUAUAUAAUUCUAUAUAUUUCCAUUUAUUUAAUGAUAUGAAAGUUUUCGAACAACUUUUAUCUAAUGACAAAGCAUACCAAAUUAUAAAUCUAUCAUGUCUAUUCAAAAAAUUUAAUUAUCUUAUCCAGAAUAUUACAAUUUUCACUUUAAUAAUUCAAUCUAUUUAUAAUUUAGGCAAAAAAAAUAUAUCAGCUGAAAAUAAUUUGAACUUAAAAGAUUUAAUUAGUAAAAAUAUUUCUUUACUAACUCAGAUAAAUCAAAAUUUAAAAAAUUACACAAAUAUAUUAAAUAACUACAAACAUCAAACAACAUAUAGUAUAUUAAACAAUUUUGAUAUUCAAUUAAUAGAAGAAAUUAAAAUGUCUUAUAUAAAUCAUGUUUUAAAUUUGACCAGUAUGCUUAAUAAUAAGAUACUUAUAUUGAAGUCUUACGUAUGA